AUGAGAAAUGCCCCCACCAGAUUUGCACCCACAGCCUCAGAAGGAACUCGUAUCAUUCCGUCCCGCAGCCGUGAUGCCGAGCUCCAACUACGUAUCGAUGCCGGUCACCACGACGAAAGCACAAAACGACUCAAUGUCGUGUUGCAGGUCAACUCUCAAGCCACAAGUCCGGCAUUGCGUGAGUAUGUCAAGAAAAACUCAACUCAUGGCAAGCUUGCGACUGCCUCUUUUGACACGAGUGCCGAGGACAAAGACGCCGAGUUCAAGAAGAUGUUAGCUGCUCUGGAAGACCAAGCGCGGGCAAAACUUGGAUGA
Lithohypha guttulata is the source of this 315-nucleotide messenger RNA. RefSeq lists its product as uncharacterized. The transcript has a single exon. NCBI's taxonomy places the organism in Eukaryota, Fungi, Ascomycota, Eurotiomycetes, Chaetothyriales, Trichomeriaceae. Bases 1 to 315 code for a protein of 104 amino acids. The record is from RefSeq and is a predicted model, not a curated record.